Molecule: messenger RNA, 1620 nt
Organism: Rotaria sp. Silwood2
Lineage: Eukaryota; Metazoa; Rotifera; Eurotatoria; Philodinida; Philodinidae
Source: the annotation of a GenBank genome assembly
AUGGGUGAUCUGACAACUGAACAAAGUGAUAUUAUUGUUGUUUGUCCAUCAUCAAGACAUUUAUUUGACACGGUUUGCCAAGCUGGAGAAGGCUUGAUUGAUGCAGCGUAUGCAGAUGCAUUAGAAGAGAAUCCUCAAGCUUAUAUCAUAGAUAUAGAAACUGAUGGUCAGCUUCCAUCUGAUGUAAUUUAUUUCAUUCCUUGGAAACCACAUUCUGAUGAAAAUCUACUUCGUAAAUCACUUCAAAAAUUUAUUUCAAUUGCCAUGGAGAAGGCAGCAUAUGAUGGUUAUCGAAGAAUAGCCUUUCCAGCUAUUGGUUGUGGAGAAUAUGGUUGUUCUGUAAAUCUUGUUGCUCAAAUUUUUAUAGAAGAAAUCCAUCGUCUUUUAACUACAUAUUCAAUAUCGGUUUCAAUUGUGAUAGAACCGAGCAAAAAAGCGAUAUAUCAUGCAUUUCAAGCACAGAUCGAUCGUUUAUAUAUAACACAACAAGAGUUGAAUUAUUCUGGUAUAUCGUCCGAUAUUGGAAAAGGCAAACUUGAGAUUAAAAUGGGAGAUAUAACAAGAGAAAAGGUCGAUGUUAUCAUUGUCAGUUCAUCUUCGAUCAACUUAAAAAGUGCAAUAAUGGAAGCAGCAGGUGAUGACAUUCAAUCGUUCUAUGAUGACGAACUUAAUUAUAAUCAAUGUUCUUUACUCAUACCAACACCACCUGGUGAUCUACCUUGUGAAACAAUAUUUUUUAUUAAAUGGAAACCUAAUGAUGACGAAGCUAUACUACAGCAAUCUAUUGUUGAUUUUGUGUCAAAUGCUAUUCAAAAUAUGAUCUCAUAUGGCUUCAAUUCUAUUGCAUUUCCGGCAAUUGGAUGUGGAGAUUAUGGCUGUUCUGUAGUUCUUGUAGUUAAAACUCUGAUAAAAGAAGUCAAAAAUCAAUUGCUAAAGAGAAAGUUACCGUUAAAAGUAAUAUUCGUUGUACAACCAGAUUCUGUCAAUGUUUAUGAUGAAUUUUGUAAACAAGCAUUGAAAUCUUCGGAAGGAGUGGAUACAAUAGCACUGUGUCAAUUUCCUGACACAUGGAUACAUUCAGCAAACGAUCGAAAACGAUUUCCAGUGUCCCCUAAUACAGAUGAAUAUAUGUCAGUUUUUCAAGAUUUCUAUCAAGAAAUGAGCAACAUGGAUAUUUGUGUCAUAAAAAUUGAACGAAUUCAAAAUGAACGAUGGUACGCACAAUAUUUGGCACAUUGUCAAGAAUUUCAAAAACGCAUGAAAAGAAAUACUGAAAAACGUCUAUAUCAUGGCUGUCCUGAGAAAGCAGCAAAUUUAAUUAUAGAAGAUUGUUUUAAUAGAAGUUUUGCUGGGGUGAACGGCACAGUUUAUGGUGUAGGUGUGUAUUUUUCAUCGAAACCUAGUUACAGUCAUACAUAUACUAGACCAAAUGCAGAUGGAGAGCGAUGUAUGUUUGUGUCACGAGUUCUAAUCGGCAAAUCAACGCUUGGCAAUUCAUCAAUGAAAACUCCGCCGCUUGGAUUUGAUACAACAACAGAUAACAAGCAUAUUUUUGUUACUUAUCAUGAUGCACAAGCAUACGCUGAAUACUUGAUAACGUAUAUAAGAGACCGUCAGUAG